AUGCAAAACGCAAAUAAUCCAAAAGUUAUUAUUAUCGGUGCAGGUCCAGGAGGACUUGCACUUUAUCACGCGUUGAUGAAGAACAAAGAUAAAAAAAAAUUCGAAGUAAAAAUUUUUGAACGGGAAUCUAGUCCAGAAG
This is a messenger RNA of Funneliformis mosseae, 139 nucleotides long. The record is from the annotation of a GenBank genome assembly. Lineage: Eukaryota; Fungi; Glomeromycota; Glomeromycetes; Glomerales; Glomeraceae.